UGGGCCUUCUGACGUAGCACAGCUGCUGUGUUAGAAGUUUGUCUGACCUAAUCAGGAAGUAUCCAUGCUUCUGAUUCUGCCAACGGGACUUCAGUAACACUAAAAUGUUCAGGAGAGAACACAUGGAGAUGAAUGCCUUGGUACAGAGUAAAUUCUAUCUAAUAUUUGAAGUCAGUCAUUACAAGAAUAAGAAGUUUAUAGUCUUAAUUAGCACGGAAACAGUCAUCCAACUGGUGAGGCUGUGGAUGCUGAAAAAGCUGAGGACAUGGCAGAGCAAAAGGAAUCUGUAGAAGGUGAGGUUGAAGAGAGCAAUACUGAAACAGAAGUCACUGUCUGUCAGUUCUUUCAGAGUGGUAACUGCCGAUUUGGUGCCAGGUGCAGAAACCUCCAUGUGGGUGAAAAAGGUAGUGGAAAUACCCAGUUAGCUCCCAAGCAUCAGAAGAAGAAAAAGGAGCAAACUCCAGCUGCCCCUGAGAAGAAACCACCCAUGAAGACUGCAGUUGAUGUAAUUUCACGCAUCCAGUGGGACUCCAGCUUGCUAAAGAACUAUUUCACUGUUGGAUAUCUUGACAGGUUCCUUGGCGUAAUUGAAAAACCUUUCACUGAGUUUAGCUGGGAAGACCUGGCUUCUGUUGAGUAUGGUGUUUUAGCUGUACCAAAACACAGGAUCCAGUAUUUUAAAUACCGUGAUGUUAUUGUAUGGGACAAAACAAACAGAAUUGAUGAUGUCUUCGGCUCCACAGGUGGUGGGAAAACCAUCUUGGAUGUGAUAGAAAACUAUGAAAAAGAACAUCCACAGACACAAGAAGGUGCAGCAGGCUACGAAUCAAUGGAAAGGGAACCUGCAGGAACCAGCAGUUACUGUCCGCCACAAGGUAAUGAAGAUGAAGACGACGCAGAAAAUAGAGCCGAGCUUUCCACUGCCAAAAAAAAGCCAAACUAUUUCAUUGCAGUACGUAUUAGUAAUGAGGAGGUUCGAAUGGCAGUUAAGGAAAUUCAGAACCACUUGAUUAGAAAGGAACCAGAACUGGCUGAAUGCUGUGUGCCAGUGUCCAGUCUUCAUCUGACACUGUGCCUUCUCCAUUUGGACUCUCAGGAGGCCUUUGAUGCUGCAUAUGCAGUCCUGCAUGAUUUGAAAUCAGAAUGCCAGCGCCUGUUACCACCCACUUUAAUUUUAAAUUUUCACACCCUCCAGGAUUUCCAUUCACAUGUUCUGUAUGUGGCGCCUGUGCCAGUCCCUGAACUGGUACAGUUUAUGGAAACACUCGCUCAUCGAUUCACUGAAAAGGGGAUUGUGGUAAUCAAGCCCCCUAGCUAUGCAAAUCUUCAUGUGACUAUUGCCAAAAUUCCAAAAUUGCUAUCAAAGAAAAAUCCAGAACUGAAGCUUGCACCAGAACUGUAUAAGGACUGCCCAGUGACCGAACUUGGUUCUCAGGCAGUUGACUGCCUCGCUUUCUGUUUUGCUGGUAAAACAAGACGCACAGAUGGUUUCUUCACCACUUUGAUGAGUAUCAACCUGUACUGACAGGGAAAUGAACACAUGAGCUGAGAUGUUUUGAACAUGAUUUUUAUGCCAGAUGUUUCAAUAAAAAGAUAAACAUCA
Molecule: messenger RNA, 1603 nt
Organism: Protopterus annectens (West African lungfish)
Lineage: Eukaryota; Metazoa; Chordata; Ceratodontiformes; Protopteridae
Gene: LENG9
Product: leukocyte receptor cluster member 9
Exons: 3
Coding region: 266-1525 (419 amino acids)
Molecular function (GO): metal ion binding
Source: RefSeq, a predicted model, not a curated record